AUGGCCAUUCUAAUAGUACUGGCCAUCUGCCUCUCUGCUGCCCUCUUGCCGGGUGCGGCCGACUCUGCUCUAAUCACCAGAGCAACAAACGCUAAUGGCAGCCACAGCGACCACGACGCACUGCUGGCUUUCAAAGGCGAGCUCGCUGAUCCCACCGGCGUCCUUGCCCGGAGCUGGACAACCAACGUGUCCUUCUGUCGAUGGCUUGGAGUCUCGUGCAGCCGCCGCCGGCAGCGUGUCACGGCUCUGUCGCUGCUGGAUGUUCCCCUGCAAGGGGAGCUCAGCCCACACCUCGGUAAUCUUUCCUUCCUCUCCAUGCUCAAGCUCACAAACACCAGCCUCGCUGGCUCCGUCCCUCCCGAAAUCGGUCUGUUGCAUCGGCUUAAGGUUCUGUAUCUUUCCGAAAAUGGCCUCACAGGCCCUAUUCCAAGUGCCAUAGGAAACCUAACGAGGCUUGAGGAACUUGACCUCAGUUACAAUAGCCUGUCUGGGGACAUCCCGCCAGGACUACUCCAGAAUAUGCCUAGCCUUGGGAAAUUUUCUCUUGACAAGAAUGAGCUAACUGGCCGCAUACCUCUGUGCCUAUUCAAUAAUACGCAAUCUCUAUGGUUCCUCAGCUUGAUGAACAACAGCUUAUCAGGUCCCGUGCCGCACAAUCUAGGUUCCUUGCCCAAGUUGCAACUCUUGUACCUUGCGUACAAUAACCUAUCCGGUGUAGUGCCCCCAACCAUCUACAACAUGUCAAGGAUGCAGGCUCUUUUUCUCUCCCACAACAAUUUUGCAGGUCUCAUUCCUAACAAUCAAAGUUUUAGCCUUCCUCUACUGCAGUUCUUUGAUCUCUCACAGAACAACUUUGAGGGUCCGAUUCCGUCAGGACUCGCAGCAUGCAAAUACUUGAAAUAUCUGUAUUUGUCACAAAAUCAUUUUGUGGACGUCGUUCCAACAUGGUUGUCUCAACUACCACGUCUCACCGAACUUUCCUUGGCAAGAAAUAACAUUGCUGACUCUAUCCCAGCUGUUCUUAGCAAUCUCACCCAUCUUACUGCACUAGAUCUGGGAACCAAUCAGCUAACAGGUCCGAUUCCAAAUUUUCUUGGGAAUUUUUCGAAAUUGUCUCAACUUUUUCUGCAGAAUAAUCAAUUCUCGGGCUCAGUACCACCAGCACUUGGGAACGUUCCAGCUCUGAACCAGCUUCUUCUUGCAUGGAAUAAUUUAGAUGGUAAUCUUAACUUCUUGUCUUCCCUUUCUAAUUGUAGGAAACUCCAGGAACUUGACCUGGCCUUUAAUUCUUUCAUAGGGAGGCUCCCAGAUCAUAUCGGGAACCUAUCAACAGAGUUAAUUACGUUUACUGCAGAUAAUAACAAGUUAAAUGGUAGGCUUCCACCAUCAUUGUCAAACCUAAGCCACCUUCAAACAUUAGAUCUUUCUAUAAACCUAUUCACAGGGGAUAUCCCAGAUCCUAUCAUGGUGAUGCAAGAGCUCGUCAUGCUUGACGUCACUAACAACGACUUGUCUGGCCCUAUACCAACAGAAAUUGGUAUGCUUAGGAGCUUACAACAAUUGUAUCUUCAAGGAAACAAAUUAUUUGGCCCUAUACCCAACAGCAUUGGCAACCUUAGUGUGCUAGAAGAAAUAAGCUUAUCCAGUAACCAGUUAAAUUCAUCUAUACCAGCAAGCUUCUUCCACCUGGAUAAACUUAUCGAUUUAGAUCUUUCUAACAAUUUCUUUGUUGGUUCACUACCGAGUGAUGUUGGUGGGCUAAAACAAGUGAAUUACAUUGACCUCUCUUGCAACUUUUUUCGUGGAACCAUCCCAGAAUCAUUUGGACAAAUUAUGAUGCUCAACUUCCUAAAUCUAUCACAUAACUCAUUUGAUGGACAAUUCCCAGAUUCUUUUCAAAAGCUUACCAACUUAGAUUAUUUGGAUCUCUCCUUCAAUAAUAUCUCUGGUAUCAUUCCCUUGUUCCUUGCCAAUUUCAUUGGCUUGACAUCCUUGAACCUCUCUUUCAAUAAGCUAGAAGGGAAGAUACCAGAGGGAGGUAUUUUCUCAAACAUCACGUCAAUAUCUUUGAUUGGAAAUGCUGGGCUAUGUGGAUCUCCCCAUCUUGGAUUUUCUCCUUGUCAUGAGGACUCUCACUCAAAUAAAAGAGACCUUCUAAUUAUCCUUCUUCCAGUUGUCACUGCUACAUUUGUCUCCAUUGUUCUUUGUGUCUACCUAAUCAUUAGAAGGAAAGCUAAGAGCAAGGGGGAUGAUGAAGCUAUUGUCAUUGAUCCAGCCAAUGCUGGAAGACAAAUAUUAGUUACCUACCAUGAGCUCAUUUCUGCCACCGAUAACUUUAGUGAUAACAACCUUCUGGGAACUGGAAGUCUUGCAAAAGUUUUCAAAUGCCAACUGAGGAACGAGUAUGGAUCAUUUGGGAAGGCAUCCCGCAAGAGUGAUGUGUUCAGCUUUGGAAUCAUGCUUCUUGAAGUCUUCACUGGAAAGAGACCCACUGAUCCCAUGUUCAUAGGAGAUCUAAGCAUCAGGGAGUGGGUUCGUCAAGCAUUCCUGUCAGAGAUUGUCCAUGUUGUGGAUGAGAAGCUCCUGCAAGGUCCUUCCUCAUCUGACUGCGGUCUGAAGCCCUUCUUUCCACCAAUAUUUGAGUUGGGUUUGCUCUGCUCAAGUGAUGCACCUCACCAAAGAUUAUCGAUGAGCGAUGUUGUAGUGGCACUCAAGAAAGUAAAAAAAAUGAUUAUAUCAAAUCCAUCAGCAACAAGGCCUGAAGCUGCCCAGUGA
Molecule: messenger RNA, 2775 nt
Organism: Miscanthus lutarioriparius
Lineage: Eukaryota; Viridiplantae; Streptophyta; Magnoliopsida; Poales; Poaceae
Source: the annotation of a GenBank genome assembly